AUGCAGUUGUCGCUGAUGGAUAAUUCGAAGCUUGACAUGAGGCCUUCCGUGCAGCUGGUGGUCAUUCUGCUGGUACUUUUCGUUUCAUCAGUCUGGCUGUUUACCUGCAUUGUUCACGCUUUUUAUAAGUUCUUCAUGUACAUCUACCGUUUUUCGAAGGAGUACAUCAGCAUCGUUCAAUCAUUGGGCGCUCGCGCAUAA
Molecule: messenger RNA, 201 nt
Organism: Soboliphyme baturini
Lineage: Eukaryota; Metazoa; Nematoda; Enoplea; Dioctophymatida; Soboliphymatidae
Source: the annotation of a GenBank genome assembly